AUGGCUCCUAAAGGUGGCAAAGGCGGCGGCUCCAGCUCGGGUGGCGGGUCCUCAAAGGGCGGCUUCAGCAGCUGCCCGUCCUCCCAUUUUCAAGAUGGCUAUGUCCUUUCCACCAUCAUUGUUCCUGCCAUCUGGACUGUUGUCUACCUAAUAACCUUCAGUAUAUGGGUGGUAAAGAAGAAGCGGAGCGCUAAGGUCCGGGAGAUAUUACCAUGGAGCUCGUACGGGCUGGCUUUACUUUUGGUUUUAACAGCCACGAUCCUCCACUUGAGCCACUCUGUUCUUAUAGCGUGCUCAACAAGCGCGUACGCUUCCCAUGACUUGUUGAUUGCCGAAUUCGUCAUUCGCGAGAUUGCGGUUCAGAUGAUCAUCUCGAUUAUUCUGAUCCCGCUCGCCCUGUCUCUCGUCACCCAUUCCGGCAUGUCGAUCCGACUCCCAAAAAUCAUUCUCUACACGACCCUAGCCAUCCUGAGCGUGAUCUUCCUUGCGCAACUCAUCCUCGCCUGCAUCAAUGCUGUCGGCAAUGGGAAUGUCCGGUCCGCGCUUGACAUGGAUGCCGCGUAUGAUUGCCUGUUUCUCGUCGCGGCUGUCGUGGUGGGUGCCAUUAUGUUCAUCGCGGUGAUCAAAGCGAAGCGGAACGGAGUCGGCACGUCAGGGCUCAUGGCCAGUCUCAUCGCCCUAUUCCUGUUCCUCGCCGGUUUCUCCCUGCUCAACGUGGUCGAUGACGCUGCAUAUUCUCUCCAGGGCAAAAGUGUUCGCUCUCUUUCCAUAAGCGUCGUCACGGACGUUCUUUACUAUACCUUCCUCACGGGUGUAUUCAUCUCAGUCAUCUUCGUCGGCAGCAACAAGGCCCUCGGAGGGUACUCCUCGGUCAACCCGACCGACCUCAACAACCUCGCCCCUCUCGGUAAAACAACUUCUCCCCGAGCCUCCACCUUCGUGUCGGGUCCGCAAACGUCCCAGCCACAACCUUCCUAUGGCUGGAAUCCCCCCGCCGAGAACCCGUCGACCUACCCCUUCACUGCUCCUUCUCCAACGGCCCUAGAGAAUCAGGGGAUUAUGAAUGGCCAUGAACAGCAGCAGAUAGAUCAGCAGACCGCAUACGUCCCACCGCACAUGCAAGGUACGCAGCUACAUCAAUUUCCGCCGGGGCAGCAACCAUGGGGAAUACCAGCGACGACGCCGCCGCCGCCGCAGUACAUGCAACAGUGGACAGUGCCGCAGCCGUUGCAGGCUCCGCAAGGACAGUACCCACCACCGCGGUAA
This is a messenger RNA of Eremomyces bilateralis CBS 781.70, 1266 nucleotides long. RefSeq lists its product as uncharacterized. The coding region runs from base 1 to 1266 and encodes 421 amino acids. NCBI's taxonomy places the organism in Eukaryota, Fungi, Ascomycota, Dothideomycetes, Eremomycetales, Eremomycetaceae. The transcript has 2 exons. The record is from RefSeq and is a predicted model, not a curated record.